This is a messenger RNA of Dendronephthya gigantea, 1529 nucleotides long. RefSeq lists its product as uncharacterized. The record is from RefSeq and is a predicted model, not a curated record. NCBI's taxonomy places the organism in Eukaryota, Metazoa, Cnidaria, Anthozoa, Malacalcyonacea, Nephtheidae. Gene Ontology annotation, cellular component: voltage-gated potassium channel complex. The coding region runs from base 1 to 1257 and encodes 418 amino acids. Gene Ontology annotation, molecular function: delayed rectifier potassium channel activity. Gene Ontology annotation, biological process: potassium ion transmembrane transport. The transcript is spliced from 8 exons.
AUGAGUUUAGACGAACGUUGUAAUCGCGGUCUACCGUUGUCUGUCCGUGGACCAACUAUGGUCCUUAUGGAUCCGGUGAAACCAGCAAAUCACCAACAACGAUGGAAACGAGGACGAACAAUUGAGUUGUUCCAGACGGUUGGGAUGGCCUGGCCUAUUCUGCUGUUUAUCGUUCUCGCGGCCAUAUUGUCUGGAAUGUUCAUGUGGACAUUGGAUCAUUUCAAGAAUCCAGACGAAUUUCCAAUGAAAUUUACGGAAGGAGUCUGGGAAGGAUUUUGGUGGGCUAUUGUUACCAUGACAACAGUGGGAUACGGUGACCGCGCACCAAGGUCCAUAUUAGGUCGCCUGUUUUGCAUGAUUUGGAUUAUAACUGGAAUGAGUAUCAUCGCCAUUUUAACUGCAAUGGUGACCGCGUCGCUUUCAGCCAGCAUUGAGUAUCGUUUGGUUGUCCACGGCUCGAAGAUGGGGGCUGUCGAUGGUAGUCAAGAAGAAAGAAUUGGAACUGGAAUGAACGCUGGAAUCAAAACUUUUGACACACCAAAGGAUGUCGUCGAGGCUCUGGUCGAUACAACAUCACUGGAAGUCGCAAUAAUGGACAGUUAUCUCUUAUCCUAUUACCAUGAAGUCAUCAAACGUGAACCAGUUAGAGUCAAGGCAAACGAAGAACUACCAAUCAACUAUGGCCUAUCCUUAGCACCAAACUCAGAGAACUUUACCCAGUGCUUUAUAAGAUACAUCAAAAACAAUCCCCAGGAUAUUUUUGAAAGUAUUCGACAGAAUUUAAAUCCGUUAAAGAAUCCGACAGAUGACGUAAGCGAGGAAUUGAUCGCCUCGCAAGGAUUCUUGGGUGAAAAAGAUUUUCAUAUGAUUUUGUACGCACUUGCUGGCUUUCUAGGAGGCUUCUUCUUGCUUGGAAUAAUUUGGGAGUUCUUUAUCUCCAAAAUUAUAUGCAAAACGAACAGAGCACCGAAAGCGAAGAAAAAAAAAGAAAAGAAAAGUAUUUUUGAGUCGUUGAUUGGAUUCAGACUCUCUCAAAACCCACCAAUGCAAAAUGAAGACCGUGCUCAAAUCGAGCUGAUUCAGCAGAAAACUGACAAAGUUCGUCAGUUAAUACGAGAGUAUGAGGAAUUCUACGAAUCCUGGAUGGAAAAGUUGAAGGAAGCGACUGAAGGCAGCGAAGAUUUAAAAGGUUUUGGACCAGCGAGUGCGAAAUGGAUGAUGGUUACCCACAAUGGAAAUAACGGAAACCCAGCUUAACCACGUGACCAAUCUUACCGGGUGAUCUAAAAUGGCGGGAAAGGACCGGGACGAGUUGUCAAAUAAAAACCAUUUCUCGGUUGAAACAAUUUAAUAUCUCUUGAAACACACUUUACUUCGGUUUCAAAUUCAUAUCAAAGCUAUAGUUCUUAUAUCUAAACAUAAUCACAAAAUUUCGAAUGGUUUCAUAAAGAAUAACAUAGGAUAUAUUUGGUUAAAUUCUGCAGAAUGGUUUUCUAUUUUGACAUUCCUUCUGAGCCAGCGGUUGACUG